CGGUAGCGGUUGAGGGUUUUUUUUUUCCUUCUUUAGGGAAAGGAGGAGCUUGCGAGGUAGGGUUCGCGGAGAGAUUCUUCGUUCGCGGCGCAGCAGCCGCUCUCCUUCUUUGGCGAGCGAAAAUGUUUGGCCGCCCGCCCAAAAAGAGCGACAAUUCUAAGUACUACGAUAUCUUGGGGGUUUCCAAGAGCGCCUCCGCGGAUGAAUUGAAGAAGGCGUACAGGAAGGCAGCUAUCAAGAACCAUCCCGACAAGGGAGGCGAUCCAGAAAAGUUCAAGGAAAUCUCGCAAGCAUACGAGGUGCUCAGCGAUCCCGAAAAGAAGGAGAUUUAUGAUCAGUACGGCGAGGAUGCGCUCAAGGAAGGAAUGGGCGGUGGCGGUGGCCACAAUCCAUUCGAUAUCUUCGAUAGUUUCUUCGGUGGCAAACCAUUUGGUGGAGGAAGCUCUAGAGGUGGAAGAAGGCAACGAAGGGGCGAAGAUGUGGUGCAUCCUUUGAAGGUUUCUUUGGAGGAUCUCUACAACGGGAGCGUGAAGAAGCUCUCCCUUUCUAGAAACGCAAUAUGCUCGAAAUGCAAAGGAAAAGGUUCCAAGAGCGGGGCCACGAGCCGAUGUGCCGCUUGCCAGGGAUCUGGAAUGAAGAUUUCCAUUAGACACCUGGGCCCGUCUAUGAUCCAGCAAAUGCAGCACGUUUGCGGCGACUGCAAAGGAACAGGAGAAACAAUCAGCGAGAAGGACAAGUGCAACCAGUGCAAAGGCAACAAAGUUGUCCACGAUAAGAAAGUCCUCGAAGUACACGUUGAGAAGGGAAUGAUGCACAACCAGAAGAUUACCUUCCAGGGAGAAGCGGACGAAGCACCCGACACUAUUACUGGAGACAUUGUGUUCGUGAUCCAAGUGAAGGACCACCCGAAGUUCAAGCGCCGAGGGGACGACUUGUUCUACGAGCACACCUUGACGCUGACUGAAGCACUCUGUGGCUUUCAGUUCAUUCUCACGCACCUCGACGGGAGAAGCCUCCUCGUUAAGUCGACUCCGGGAGAGAUCAUAAAGCCAGAUCAAUUCAAAGGCAUUGACGACGAGGGAAUGCCGCACUACCAGAGGCCAUUCAUGAAGGGCCGGCUGUUUAUCCAGUUCCAUGUCGACUUCCCGGAUUCGGGGAGCCUUUCUCCGGAGCAGUGCAAGAUGCUGGAGACGAUCCUGCCUCCCAGGCCGACGAAUCACCUGACGGACAUGGAGCUGGACGAGUGCGAGGAGACAACACUCCUGGAUGUAAACAUCGAGGAGGAGAUGAGGAGGAAGCAGCAGCAUCAACAGCAGCAGCAGGAGGCUUACGACGAAGACGACGAGCCUUCGGGACCUCGAGUCCAGUGUGCCCAGCAGUGACCACCGCGAGCAAAAACACGAAAAAAGAUUGGAGGAAACGAUUGAGCGUUAGCAAGAGCACUAUUUAUUUGUACUAGAUAUAUAUACACGAUUUUAAUUAGCAAGCCCAA
Selaginella moellendorffii is the source of this 1492-nucleotide messenger RNA. Its product is annotated as dnaJ protein homolog. Gene Ontology annotation, molecular function: Hsp70 protein binding; ATP binding. Gene Ontology annotation, biological process: response to heat; protein refolding. Gene Ontology annotation, cellular component: cytosol; cytoplasm. The coding region runs from base 123 to 1382 and encodes 419 amino acids. The record is from RefSeq and is a predicted model, not a curated record. The transcript is spliced from 7 exons. Lineage: Eukaryota; Viridiplantae; Streptophyta; Lycopodiopsida; Selaginellales; Selaginellaceae.